Psilocybe cubensis is the source of this 1851-nucleotide messenger RNA. RefSeq lists its product as uncharacterized. Gene Ontology annotation, biological process: endocytosis; actin cortical patch localization; actin filament organization. The transcript is spliced from 7 exons. Lineage: Eukaryota; Fungi; Basidiomycota; Agaricomycetes; Agaricales; Agrocybaceae. Gene Ontology annotation, cellular component: actin cortical patch. Bases 1 to 1851 code for a protein of 616 amino acids. The record is from RefSeq and is a predicted model, not a curated record.
AUGACUCAGAUCGACAUCGUGAAGCUUUGGGCGAUUAUGCUGCGCAAUUCAAACGACCUGUUUAUCGCCCAGUCGACGUCGCGCAAGUUUUUGGACACGAUCGAGGACCUGCUGUCGUCUGCACGCACCUCGCCCGUUGUACGCGAACGUCUGUUGGAAGUUGUCGCAGCUGCGGCGUAUGCUAGUGGGAAUAAAAAAGGGAGUGAUAGAGAAGGAUUUAAAGGGUUGUGGCGGCGCGUCAAGCCAUUCGAUAAACCUGAUGAGGGAGUGCCAUUUGAUACUGACGACGCGAUGUUUAAUCCACCGACUGCGACGACCGUAGGCGGCCGAGUGUCGGGCUUUGAUGUGCCCACUGUAUUGUACCAGGAAGCUAGCCCGCUGCCUGAGGAUUCGGCGCCCAAUACGCCUGUACCCAACCCGCAUCUAAACGCGAACCCGAAUGGCAAGAGACGCAAAUCGCCGACACGCAACAACCGGAUUAUACCAUUGGACGAAGACAUGCGGAGGCUUUUCCAGGAGUGCAAGAUCGCUCAGGGCAAUGCGUCGUUGCUUGCUCAAGCCCUGGCGCUGGCAAAGCCGGAGGAGUUGAAGAAGCAGGAUAUUAUCAAGGAGUUCUAUGCGAAAUGUAGGGCGUCACAAGAGCUUAUAUUUGCGCAGAUCCCAUGGGCGUCGUCGCUUGCGGAAAAGUCUAUUGCGAUGCGAGAUAAAGAUCGGGAUAGGGAUAAGCAUGGGCGUAGCCGUAAAGUCUCUUCCAAUGACUCGCAUACCAACAACACAGCUGCGGUUAAUGGGAAAGCAACGGACCCGCCUCCGCCGCUGGAUGCAACUAUUGAGGAACAGCUGCUGGCUGCGUUACUUGCAGCGAACGCGGAGCUUAUGGAGGCACUUAAGGUGUAUGAUGACCUCAAGCGGGUUGCAUUGGAGAGGCGGAUUGAGGAUCAAAGUCGGAGGGAUGCGAGGAGUGCGCGGAGGUGCACCCUUGUGCUGGCGACGGGAUGUCGGGCCCGCGACCAGCUGCCGGCCGAGCCGCUGGGAAGCGACGCAGCGUUUGGCAGCCGCGAGCGCGAACGAUCGCGGUCGAGAUCAAGAACACCCUCGCCGGAGUCCCGUUCGAACUCGCCGUACCCGUCGACACUCACUCAGCCAAACCCACACCCACAUCCACAAAUUCACGCCCAUGCCCCUCCUGCACACACACAUGCGCACGUCCAGCCCCGCUCACUCCCUGUCCCGAUGUCGCUCCCCGACCCCGAGCAAAACCUCGCGCCGCCCCCUGCGGCGCCGCACGGGCCCCGCCUGCCUGCACAUGGCGCGUCAUCGCAGCAUUCCGUGCGCUCGGUGCAUUCGCGGACGCCAUCGCCCGGUUCCCCCGCACGGGAUAAGUUUGGGAAUGGGAACACGAAGUAUUAUGCAGACUCGGUGUCGUCACACACUGCUGUUGUUAAUGGGAAUGUGCAGGGAGAUGGGGAAGAGGAAGAAGAGGAAGAAUACUUUUACCCGACGAAGCCGAGUGCGAAGGCGCUGGGCAAGCGGAAGUUAGUCGAGCCUGAGCCGGAUCCCACCUUCCCCGCCUCGGGCAAUGGGGCCUCAUUCGACCCAGACGAUAUAUACUACGGCAUCGGCGGCGGUGCGGGGGGUGGGGGAGGAAGAGAUCAUCCACCAUUUGGCGUCGGGGCGGGACACGACGACGACGACGAUGAGGACGAUGAUAGUAGAGGUAGGGAGUACACUUUGUUCCGCCCCAAAGUCAACUUUGUGUAUGAUGCUGUGGCGGAGAGGGAGAUGAUGCGGAUGCGGAUGUUGCAGGAACAGCAGCAACAACAGCUUGUGGCAACAAAUGGCGUGCAUUAA